AUGCAAGCUGCCCUUCACCCUCUCAAGGUCAGGUCGCCAGUGCAGCCCACGCUUUGCAACUCAACAACAUCGGCUCCAGCGGUCAAACCUCGAGCCUUGUACAGCUUCACCCACUGCGGAAAAACCUUUGCCCGCCCCGUGACUCUAAAGAAACACCAGCGCGUGCAUUGCCCCAAGAUGCUGUACCGCUGCCCCGAAUGUGACAAGAGUUUCGUCUGGCCGGACAACCUGAAGCAGCACCUCCGGAUCCACGAGGGGGUGCUCCUGUUCCCCUGCCACGACUGCGACAGAACCUUCUGCAACUCAGGGAACCUAGCCAAGCACCGCAGGACCCACGCCAGAGAGGCGAGAUACCCCUGCUCGGAGUGCGGCCGGCGCUUCAGCUGGCUGGAGAACCUCAAAGCCCACUGGAGGGUCCACACCGGGGAGCUGCCUUACUGGUGCCUCCAGUGCGGGAGCAGCUUCAGCCAGCUGGGGACCCUGAGGAACCACCAGAGGGCAAGGCAUUUCGACUCUGCCCCGUUUCGGUGCGAGGUCUGCGGGAAGGUUUUCAAGCUGUCCGGGAGCCUGAUCAAACACCAGCGGGUUCACUCUGAGGAGAGCCCCUAUGGGUGCCAGGAGUGUGGGGCCAGGUUCAAACGGGUGGAGAAUCUGUAUCGACACCAGUGCUCACACGCCAGGGGGAAGGAGAAGGGCAUGGAGGGGUGA
Molecule: messenger RNA, 708 nt
Organism: Polyodon spathula (Mississippi paddlefish)
Lineage: Eukaryota; Metazoa; Chordata; Actinopteri; Acipenseriformes; Polyodontidae
Product: gastrula zinc finger protein XlCGF49.1-like
Exons: 2
Coding region: 1-708 (235 amino acids)
Biological process (GO): regulation of transcription by RNA polymerase II
Molecular function (GO): RNA polymerase II cis-regulatory region sequence-specific DNA binding; DNA-binding transcription factor activity
Source: RefSeq, a predicted model, not a curated record